This is a messenger RNA of Adineta ricciae, 783 nucleotides long. The record is from the annotation of a GenBank genome assembly. NCBI's taxonomy places the organism in Eukaryota, Metazoa, Rotifera, Eurotatoria, Adinetida, Adinetidae.
AUGUCUUUGACAACAAAUGCGAAUCUCCCGUGGACUUAUGAUAAUCCACCUGAAUGGCAUAAGCAUUAUCCUUACGCUAAUGGGACAUGUCAAUCUCCAAUAGACAUUGAUACACUCGAUACAAUACCUCAUAUGUAUCCACCUUUUCUAUUCUCUUCUAAAUACUAUAUGGAUCAUUUGUUCACAUUGACGAAUACUGGACAACAGAUCAAAACUACGCUAUUCGAGCGUAUAGACGAUGAUAGCGACGAUGCACUAUGGUUUAGUGGAAGUAGUUUACCAGGUCGAUUCCAUUUCGUUGAUUUUCAUCUACAUUGGGGACAUAAUGUUCGAUGCGGUUCUGAACACGAAAUCAAUGGUCAUCGGUUUCCAGCUGAAGUACAUUUUGUCUACCGAAAUCGUAACAGUGAACAAAUUGCAGUUUUAGCGUUCUUUUUCACAGUCGUCAACGACGAUGCCCAUGAUCAUAGCGGGUGGAAAAGAUACACCGAAGUUGUUAGUCAAUUGAUGAAAACUCAUAGUACAACGACGUGUACAUUCAAUCUAGGUCAAUUAAUGCCAAUUGAUAAUGGAGAAUUUUUUCGUUAUGUAGGCAGUUUAACCACACCACCAUGCACGGAAGGGAUUAUCUGGACAAUAUUUUCUCAUACGAUUCCGAUAAAAGGCAAAAGCUUGAAUUUGCUUCGUCAAAAUGGACUGAGAACAACUUAUCGACCUACUCAACCUCUCAACGGUCGGACAAUUUUUCGUAAUUAUUAUUCAAAAUAUGAUAUGAAUCUAUAA